Fonsecaea erecta is the source of this 525-nucleotide messenger RNA. RefSeq lists its product as hypothetical. The transcript is spliced from 4 exons. Bases 1 to 525 code for a protein of 174 amino acids. The record is from RefSeq and is a predicted model, not a curated record. NCBI's taxonomy places the organism in Eukaryota, Fungi, Ascomycota, Eurotiomycetes, Chaetothyriales, Herpotrichiellaceae.
AUGUCCCUCCCUCACCCGCGCCGCAUCGUCACCGGCCACGACGACCAGGGCAAAGCCAUCUUCCUCACCGACUCGCGUGUGCCGCUGGAGACCACCAAGCUGGGCGCCAGCCUCGGCGUGCUCUGGGAGACCAAGCAGUUCCCGGCCGACAACUCGGGCAGUCAGGAUCCCAUAGCCACGCGCACGACCGACCUCGCCAACAAGAACGGCGUGGUUCUCCGGGUGGUGGAUAUCGAGCCCGGCACGACGGAGGCCAAGAUGCUCUUCCACCGCACGGAAUCGCUCGACUUUGGCAUUUUGUUUGACGGCGAGGUCUCGUGCUACCUCGACGACGGGGCCAAGGUCGACAUGAAGCCCGGCGACGUGUGUGUGCAGCGCGGCACGAUCCACGGGUGGACCAACACGGGCACCAAGACGGCGAGAAUGUACUUUUGCCUGAUAGCCGCCAAGCCAGUUACGGUGGGCGACAAGGAACUCGGGGCACACGGCUACCACAAGGAGGAUGUCGCGUCAGGAGGGACCUGA